AAGAUCAUCACUAUUUUUGUCAUUUCGUUGAUUUUAAGGUUGAAAAGCCUACUGCUUUGUGAGAUUUUUGUUAUUUUUAUAACGUUUUGUAGGCAACGCUCAUCGGAAUUAUCAUGAGUAAGCAAUUGGCUAAUACUAGACUGACGCAAAAAAGACCGUCCAGCCCGUCGGAUUGUGGGCCCAAAAAGAAGGCAAAUUUGAAUACCAGUUUCGGCAAAUUUAAUUGUGAUGUGCCAGAGAAUGUAAAUGAGAUAAUACAAAAAUUGUUGGCAAGACAAGUGGAACUUGUUGAACAAUUAGUUUUUAAAGAUGUAGAAUGUCAAAAAUUGCAAAGAAAAUUUGACGAAGUAGAUCGUAACUUUCGGAAAUGGCAUGAUUUCGCAGUUAGUCUGCAGGCACGGGUUAAGCGACUAGCGCUGAUUUUACACAGACAACAAGAUUCUAUGAAAAACCUUCAAAAUAAGGAGAUAAUCACAAAUGAUACAACAGAGGCAAAACCGCAGGUUUCUAAGGUUUCUCCUGGUCUAAGUCAAUCUAACAUGUCUAAAAGCACAGUUCUGAAAGAUGAGAGUGGAAAAUAUUCGAAAAGUUACAUUGUAAAACUGAAGCAAGAAUUUCAGCCAAAAUCUGACACGUCAGCUUCACCUUCUGUUAUUAUUGACCUCACAGAAGAUGAGGCAGCAAGUAGUUUCACAAAUCAUAUUAAUAAACCAAAUUCACAAGCUGCAGUCACACCGUCGAAUGUCAAACAGAACAUGGUCAAACCAACCCUAAACAGUGGAAUAUCAGGAAAUGUAACUUCAGCUACUCUUGUGCAUCAUACCUCAAAAAAAUUGUUUAUGAGUAAUAAUGAUAGUAAACCUCUUGCACCUGCUCAACCGGUUGGAUUAUCUACGGCAAAUUCAAAUGUUCGCCCAACUGUCCAGGUCACCACAAUGCCAUCACAGAUAGGAAGGAAUGCUCUAAAUAGUGAUAGCGUUAUCAAUUCAAUCAAGCAACAGCAAUUCUUACUGCAGAAAAAUGGAAUUCGAUCACCACUUACAGUAUCGAUAAAUUGCACGAAUGGAACUCCUUAUCCACCUCUACCUCCAAUGCCAUUACCGCCAGCAAAUUUGCAAAAAUUAUCUUUUCCACCACCAUAUCAACCAUUGCUGAGAAUAAAUAAGAGCAAAGAUGGUAUAGAAUUGUCAUGGGACCAUCCUGGUGUUUCUCGUGCGAAGAUGGAUAGCUAUGAAUUAUAUGUUUACCAGCAUAAUCCAAACAGUAGCAGUGGUAAUCGCUGGAAAAAAAUAGGAAAUGAUUCCAUAAAGGCAAUGCCACUACCAAUGGCCUGCACACUGAGCCAAUUCUCUACGGGUUCGAAGUAUUAUUUUGCUGUACGCGGAAAAGAUGUACAUGGACGAUAUGGUAUUUUUAGUGCACCUUGUUGCAGCACUGAUGUUCAGUGAUUUGAUGUUAAAGAUAUUGCAUUUACAUAGUUUUUUUUUCUUCUUGCCACAUUUUUUACUACUGCAGCUACUUGUUUCUUGAUUUUUGACUUUGAGGUUUUAAUACAUUUUUUACUUGAA
This is a messenger RNA of Styela clava, 1568 nucleotides long. NCBI's taxonomy places the organism in Eukaryota, Metazoa, Chordata, Ascidiacea, Stolidobranchia, Styelidae. The record is from RefSeq and is a predicted model, not a curated record.